UGAAUAAAAAUGUUGUCCAUCAGUGCCGUUACCCAGUGUGCUCAGUUGUCAAGAGUCGUUUUGCCGUGAAUAAUAUUGUGCAGGUGUUGUGCAACAUUAGUGGAAAUCACAAAAAAUCGGUGUAAAAACAGAACCGAAGCUGCAGGUGUGAGUUUUGCAGAUAAGGACCCACGAUUGCAAGGUUCUACUCCUCUUCCUGCACGUGCUAUCUCAUCAACGUCAUAAAUCCACGCUUUUCCAGUUCCGGUUUGUUGCUUCUGCUUGCGGGUGUGUGCGCGCGUGUUUACUCGAUGCAUUCGUUCGUGCGUUCAUCGUGUGCCUUCGUCAAAAAAUCCUUUGUGCUGAGCCAGUGCGGACGUACCGUGUUGUUGAACGCUGCUGCUACAUUCCACUCAUCGAAGAUGGUGCAAAUUAAGGAAGGAGAUAAGAUACCCUCAAUCGACCUGUUUGAGGAUUCUCCCGCCAAUAAGGUAAACAUUGCGGAUCUGUGCUCUGGCAAGAGGGUGAUCCUGUUUGCCGUCCCCGGAGCCUUCACACCAGGCUGUUCCAAGACUCACUUGCCCGGAUAUGUUGACAAAGCUGGAGAUCUGAAAUCAAACGGAGCCGCCGAAAUCGUGUGUGUAUCCGUGAACGAUCCGUUCGUAAUGUCGGCUUGGGGCAAACAGCACAACGCCAGCGGCAAGGUGCGCAUGCUGGCCGAUCCGGCUGCGAUAUUCACGAAGGCGCUCGAGCUUGGAGCCGAUCUGCCACCACUGGGUGGACUACGAUCAAAACGCUACUCGAUGGUGCUGGAGGAUGGUGUGGUGAAGUCGCUUAAUGUCGAGCCGGAUGGUACCGGUCUCUCCUGUUCGCUGGCUGACAAGAUCAAGCUGUAAAAUCGUCUGUUUCGUCAUAAGUCGCCACCACGCCCUUAUGACUCCAUGCACUAUUUUUUUCUCACCAACUAUAGCAAUAAUGUAUGGUUCAAUGAUUCAAUGUUUAUACCUUUUGCUCUCCAUCUCGUGAUGAUAAUUAUCAACUGGGCUCUGAUGUUAAUUAUCAACACCGCAUCACACCAACACACUCAAACAAAUACAAAGAGUUCAGAAUCAAUACUUUUAGCAUAAACUAACUUCAGUCUCUCCUCACUUGGCAAGGACGCGGUUAGAUACCGCUAGUUAUAGAACUACGGAUGAAUUGAUUGUAAUCGAAAUUCUAAAACAUUUGAUAUGCUUAUCACUGUGCCGUCGAAUGCCUCUUGACCCUCGAUUGUUUUAUUCGCUUAUUAACGACGACAGUUCGAAUCGUGUUUUUAUCCAUAUGUUCUAUUGUCGAUUGCAUGGAGUAUUGUAUCGAGGUAAUGGAAAAAGAAUAAAUAUAUCAAUCUUGCACCUAGAGAACAAUAAUUAAUUGGAUGCCAUGAUAGGUAUAGGAAUUAGUGCCACAUACACUGACAUUUACCCUAAUCACCCUUAAUCGUGACACAGCUUUAUCGCUUAAAUCUUUCUCUACAUUGAUUGUCCCUACGAAUACAUCCCAAUGAGGGAUAUAUCAUAUAUGAUGUCAAUUCCUACACAAAUCAAACAGCAACAGUAGAAACGAUGAAGGGUCAAUAUUGGGGUGGGUAGUACUGCAUAAAGAUGAAGAAAGUGAAAGUGUAGUUUGGUAAGCGGUAUUAAUUGAAUUUUAAAGUUGAUGGAAUCAAUGCAUGCAAUUAAAAAAAACAAUGUGCUAUGCGGUAUAGGUGCAACUAUUAACAAAGAA
Anopheles funestus (African malaria mosquito) is the source of this 1743-nucleotide messenger RNA. RefSeq names its product peroxiredoxin-5, mitochondrial (gene Prx5). Lineage: Eukaryota; Metazoa; Arthropoda; Insecta; Diptera; Culicidae. Gene Ontology annotation, biological process: hydrogen peroxide catabolic process; cell redox homeostasis; cellular response to oxidative stress. Gene Ontology annotation, cellular component: peroxisome; cytoplasm; mitochondrion. Gene Ontology annotation, molecular function: thioredoxin peroxidase activity. The record is from RefSeq and is a predicted model, not a curated record. The transcript has 3 exons. Bases 291 to 875 code for a protein of 194 amino acids.